AUGUGCACUCGGCCGAGAAAAAUGUGCAUUCAUGUGCACUCGGCAGAGGAAAAGUGCACUCGGCUGAGAAGUCUCGGCCAGGAGCGCACCUCAGCUGUGCACUCGGCCGAGGAAAAGUGCACUCGGCCGAGAAGUCUCGGCCAAGUGUGCACCUCGGCCGUGCACUUGGCCGAGGAAUUGUGCACUCGGCCGAGAAGUCUCGGCCAGGAGCGCACCUCGGCUUAUGUGUUUAUAUGA
Linum trigynum is the source of this 237-nucleotide messenger RNA. NCBI's taxonomy places the organism in Eukaryota, Viridiplantae, Streptophyta, Magnoliopsida, Malpighiales, Linaceae. The record is from the annotation of a GenBank genome assembly.